Messenger RNA from Loa loa (African eye worm), 1368 nucleotides. RefSeq lists its product as hypothetical. The transcript has 10 exons. The record is from RefSeq and is a predicted model, not a curated record. The coding region runs from base 1 to 1368 and encodes 455 amino acids. Lineage: Eukaryota; Metazoa; Nematoda; Chromadorea; Rhabditida; Onchocercidae.
AUGUAUCGUAUUGUGGUACUAUUAUCACUGAUUAUUUUUUCAUCAAUUAACACGACAAUAUCAGAAACUUUUUUCAUGGAAAAUAAUACAGAGGAUGAUAAUGAGACAAGGAAACUACAACCUUCAUAUGCAAUGGCGGUUAGCUCAUUAUCACCGUCCACCGUCAUUGAUAUUUCAGGAACAAAUUAUUUAGCAGAAAGCGAGUUAGUGCAAAAUUUGCUUCAUGGUGCUUACAUGAAUGGUUUCGAUCUAUUUGAUUUCUUAGAAAGUUUGCAGCCAUCAGAUUGCUUACAAGUUUGUCUGGAUGAGGUUGCUAGUAUGUUGGAGCAACCGUUUGCCGGACAACGUUCUGUUGAUGAAGUUGGCAACAUUUGUAGCCAUUUCGAUAUAUUCCAGCGAUGCCUUCAUCAUAAUACAACUUGCAAGGAUGCACUACUUGACGUCACCACAACGGUCAUCGAUCACCUCUGUACCUUCAAUAAGGAUGCUUUUGGAGACAUGUUUCCAUGUCUAUAUGGCCAUUCAGCGGUUAUUUAUUUCACUUGUGACAACCAAUGCAGGAUGGGAAAAAUUCUUUCUAAAGCAUCAAAGGAGAAGAAAGGUGAUGUAGCAAAGAUACUCGAUGACGAUGGAAAUAACCUCCUCGAGAUUCUCAAUUUUUACGAUUUGUGCAGCGCAUCGACAUGCUUCAUCAAUUGCACCCAGAAUAUGGCUGAGAAAGAAUGUUCAAUCGGUCACUCAACUUUAUUGCAUAAGAUAGUAGCAGCAGUGGUGAAUCAUACGAUAAAAAUGAUCCCGAAUUCAGAGAUGAAAUCAAGCGAUGCUUAUACUUUGCUCGUAUCCUCUAUCUUACCAAAUGAAUGUCAACGACUGAAGCCUCUUCCACAGGAUGUGACACUUACUACGCCGAUGGCAGAUUUUACCAAUGAUGUGGAAUACGGGAGUGAUAAGAGUGUUAUGCAGCAAAAGACCGUUAAUUCUGCAGAAAUCCAGGCAACCCUCAAUACAAAUUCGGCUUAUGUACAAAUAUUACCAUUGAAUGGUCGCCAAAUGAAGCUUCAGUGUCAGAUGAUUGAUCUAGAAACUGGGCAAGAGAGUACCGUAGCGGAUAUCGCAACGUUAAUGACCACUGCGGCAAGGGCAAUAUUUCUUAAUAAAAACUGUAUAUUGCAGAAUAUCUUCAAUGAAUUUGGCUUACGAAGUGUAGAGGAUGAGCGGACCUUAGAGAAUAACGUCAAGCAUGGGAAUAGAUCGGGAUUGCAGGAUCGUAAGGUUAUUAGUAGUAAAAGUGAACUGUAUGCAAGAGCAUCGUCUGACCGCUUACUUCCUUUAGGUCUUCUCACACUUCUACUCAUACUACUCUUCUAA